Molecule: messenger RNA, 11613 nt
Organism: Homarus americanus (American lobster)
Lineage: Eukaryota; Metazoa; Arthropoda; Malacostraca; Decapoda; Nephropidae
Gene: Pex5
Product: peroxisomal targeting signal 1 receptor-like
Exons: 11
Coding region: 173-2134 (653 amino acids)
Biological process (GO): protein import into peroxisome matrix, docking
Cellular component (GO): cytosol; peroxisomal membrane
Molecular function (GO): protein binding
Source: RefSeq, a predicted model, not a curated record
CGAACGCGUGUGGGUAUUUGAUGGAAUGCACCAAAUUACUACCUCUGCUUAAGAAUAUUGCCGGGAUUGAUGAAUUAUUAAUUGCUGUAGGUGAAACGCACACGAACAUCUACUUCCUGGCGUCUCCGUGCGAAGAGGGAACAGUAGUCAUCAGAUAAGCACAAACAAAACUAUGGCCUUGCGUAAUCUGGUUGAUGCCCAGUGUGGUGAGGGAAAUGCCCUCGUUCGCCUCACACAGCAUGUCACAAGGGAUAAAUCUCUCGCAGAUGAGGGCUUACGAUGGCCUCAGGGUCGACCCCCGACACAAGGUGUGUUUAAACCACAAUAUGGGCCACCAACAGUGGUUGGAGACCAACUAGUUGAGGAGUUCAUGAGUGAGACCCAGCAGGCAGCUACUACAGCACCACAGGCUUUUAGAAUGGACUCCCUCUUACAGGAAAUGCGAGAAAUAGAGAGCAUGCGAGCCAGGAGCGGGCCAAUGAGAGGUCCAGGCAUUGCUGACCUAGCCUCAGAAGCCAGCAACUGGGCAGAGGAAUACCUGGCAUCAGAGACCCAUGUUCAGGAGAUCAGCCCAGGUGGAGACUGGACAAAAGAGUUUCUAGAACAGCAGCACGGUCUUACGUCUCCUGACAUCAUAUCUGACAGUGACACACGAUGGGCUCAUGAAUACCUUAAUGAAAAUCUAAUAGAUGAAGCAGCUAGUGCAGAGGCCAGUAAGUGGGUGGAGGAAUAUAAUCCACAGGAAGACUCAGAGCUGGCUAGAACAGCUAAUGAGCUCCUAGGAACUGUUGAUGACCCAAAGUUCUCAAACACAGAGUUUAUGAAAUUUAUCAAAAAGUUGGGAGAAGGUACAAAGACGGACGUUAACAAAGAUUGGAGUGAAGAAUUCCUGACUUUGAAUACCAAGGGUGCUGCUGGCAGCCUGGCUGACUCCUGGAGCGCUGAAUUCAUGAAAGAACAUCAACAACCACAUGAACGAUGGGGGGAAGAAUUUGCUAAGCAGCUAGGAUCAUUGGACAACAUGACAAUUGACAGUGAGUCUAUGAGCACAAAAGAGAAGGAAAAUUUCUGGCAGAGUUUACAAGAUGAAUGGGAGAAGAUGGCCCGAGAAGAUGAGCUAACAGAACAUCCAUGGCUGUCUGAGUUUAACACUAGUGCCUUUGAGCCAUUUAAGAAUUACCAGUUUGAAGAAGAUAACCCACUGAAAGACCAUCCUGAUCCACUGAGUGAAGGAAAACGGUGCUUAGAGGCUGGUGACCUUCCCUCUGCUGUGUUGUUGUUUGAGGCUGCUGCUCAACAGACCCCACAGAAUUCAGAAGCAUGGUUGUUGCUUGGGGUAACUCAUGCAGAAAAUGAGCAAGACCCAUCUGCAAUCUCAGCUCUUAGAAGAUGUGUUGAAUUGGAUGCUGGUAACAGUGUUGCCUGGAUGGCACUUGCAACAUCAUAUACCAAUGAAUCCUACCAGACUCUUGCUUGUAACUCAUUAAAGGAAUGGAUCCAGACCAAUUCAAAAUACAGGCACCUGGCAUCCAAAGAUGAAGGAGUACACAGAAAGCCCAAGAUGAUGGCAACUACUUUAGCUCCCAGAGAGUUGAUACAAGAAGUGCAGGACUUGUACAUUGCAGCAGCCAACCAACGACCUGGUGAGAACAUAGAUUCAGAUGUCCAGUGUGGACUUGGAGUGCUCUUCAACCUCACUGGAGAGUACGAAAAAGCCAUCGAUUGCUUCCACGCAGCAUUAAGUGUUCGACCAAAGGACGCAAAGUUAUGGAAUAAAUUGGGAGCCACACUAGCCAACAAUGAACGUUCUGAGGAAGCCAUUGAUGCAUAUCGUAAUGCCUUAGAAAUUUCUCCAGGAUUUAUUAGAUGUCGAUAUAAUCUAGGCAUUUCCUGCAUCAACCUCGGGGCUCACAGGGAAGCAAUGGAGCACUUCUUAGAGGCCCUAAAUAUGCAGGCAGCAGGGAGAGGACCAGGUGGGAAGGAAUCAUCACGGGCAGUGUCUGACAACAUCUGGAUGACGCUCAGAAUCUGUCUCUCUUCCCUCAAUGCCAGGCACCUCAUGGAUGCUGUUGACAAGAGAGAUUUGAGACGAUUAAAUGCAGAAUAUGGCGUAGGCAACAGCAGCUCCAGUUGACUUUCUGGAAAGCCAUUUUCACUUUGGACACCAAUUUCUUCCCACCGCUCCCUGCCGUGUGAUAAAGUUCAUCAACAGCUGUCGUCACCUCUGUCUGUAAACAGAUGCCAUUGUGAUGAUUUUCCAUGUGAGUGUUCAUUGUACAGUACGUUAUAUCCUGAAGUAGCAGCUACUGCCAUUAAAGCUUGAGCUAAGAUAAAAGUCAAGUUUGUAUGCCUAUUAAAAAAAUUUAAGUGCAGUUAUAUGUGUGUGUCCAAUUUUUUACUUGAUAAUAAUAAUAAUAAUAAUUAACAGUUUAUUGAAAGAGCUUGGCAGCCAGAAGGCUGAAAAUACAGUUACAUAAUUGGGGAUGACUGGACUGUGAAGUGGUUGUUGUUGGAGAGAGAGAGCAGCUUAUGAUGCUGAUUAUGGUUGUGAUUCAGAGUUAUAAUAUGACAAAGGUUAAAUAAAUUGAUUUUGAUAUUCUAUAAAUUAUUAAUAUUAUUAUUAUUGUAUAGGGACUGAAAACUCUGUUUGAUAUGAGAAGUUGAUGUUCUCAUCCGCAUGAUAACAUAAUUGUAGUAAAGUGUUAUAUUAUGUUAAAUAAUUGCCAAAUCAGUAAUACCAGUAUGCCAGUUAUUUUUAUGUUGUGUUGUAUUUUUAGGUAACAGAGUUGAUAUUUAGGCUCAUAUGUGAAUUAUUAGAUAUGUUUAAAGAUGGUAAACUGUUAAUACGUUAUCUUUGAUGCAUAAAUCCUUGUUUUUGAUAUACUGUAUGUUGGUUAAGGGCCAUGAUUUCGUAAGAUCAUUUUUUUCUGAAAUUUGUAGCUCUUGAAUUUUCUACCGAUUCAUUUAGUGUAGAAUGUGCGUGAGGUGUGGUGCUUUGUGCAGAGAGUACAACUUCUCUUAAAUUAUGAACUUGACGCUGGUAUUAAUACUGAUAUAAUUUUGCCAAACUACACCCUCUCAUCUUACCUCCACGCUGGUGUCUACUUACAUACAUACAACAAGAUUCUUAGCAGAGCCAAUUAUAACCUAUCUUCGAUUACAAUGAGAUAACCAGUCAUUAACUAUGGAACCCCAGCUGCUUCACUACACUGUUAUCUUCAAUUUUAACUUACAAGUAAUCUAACUCUUCUUGUUCUUAUACUGUACUGUACACCCUUCACUGCUCUCAGCUCAAAUCAGAAUGCUGGAAACAUAUUCAGCACAUGUAAACAAUUUUCACCUCUGGGUGCUGAGAUUUGAACCCAGGCCACCAAAGUUGGUAGUCAGGCACCCAGAGGUGAAAAUUUUUCAUCUAUGCACAUUACAGGUUCUGAUAUACAGUAUAUUCAGCACAUUCCUGUACAAUGGUUUGCCAGUUACAUAAAACAUUCAACAGUUAUACUAAAGAAGAAAUUUUUAAAUUCAUAAAUAUUUUAAUUAUUUCCGAUAUAUAGAGGAGUGGUCCGGAGCACCUCGAAGAGUCCGAAUUAAUUGGGACUGACCCCCUCAGUCCAAAAACCGAGAAAGUCUGAUAAAAGUGAAUCUAGGGGGCUCGGACAUAACCCUGCUUAUCUGGACUGUUUCCAGAAAAUCAUACAUAAGUCUGGUUGUUGAUAACUGUUUUCACUGAUAUGAUUGUUUUGUUCCGUAAAAUGUUUAUGCAUUGUAUAAAUAGUAGAAGUGUGUCACCAACCAGGGCUACCCAAUCAUACUCCUCCCAUGGUGAGUGAAAAAUCCUUUAGGUGAGUCAGAUUAAAAAAUCACAAGUCAGUCAGGCGAGUGAUAAUUUUGCUUGAUGCAAAAGUGAAGGAGACCUUGUAAGUACAGUAGAUUCUUCUAUGUGAUUACUGGAGAAAUACAUUCAUCUGCGGGCACCUGUGUUUUGGAAGUCACGACUCAAACCCUCAUUCCUCGUAAAAGACGCUCUAUCAAGUCUCAGUCUCCAUUAUGGUAUUUUAAAAUAAAAAUGUUAAAGUAUACAGGAGAGUAAAUAACUUCAUCUCCGUACCUUGUUUUAUUUUAUUUCUCAUCAAAAUAAGUGGCUUCUCUCAUCAUGAAUUUUUUGUUAGGUAGUGAGAAGGAGAGAGAGAAGAUAAAGCAAGACGUCACCUUCGAUACAACGUACAGUACAGUACGUAUCCUUUUACUCUCAAGUCAAAAUACAAAUUUCAUACUAUAUUUUAUAUGGGACUGAAGACUUUAUUAUUUAUGAUAAACUGUAUAUCGUAAGAGACUGAUCAUAGUAGAAUAAAAUAAUAAUCAAUUUCAAUAAUAGUCAGGUCGAAUGCUGACCUUGACGGUAGGAGGGGAAGAGUGGUCAGGGAAGAGAUUACCUUCUGAUACAGCUUGUCUUUUUAUUUUCAAGUCAAAUAACAAUUAUAUAUCGUAUUUUUAUUGUUAUUUAAUGUUAUAUUAUUUAUGAAGAAACAUACACCAUAAGACCAUAAGAGGUGGAGUGCACUAAUGAUACUUAUGAAUGUUAGACUCAGGCUGAGGCACAUGCCACCCGCGCAUUUACAAACACACAAACCGUCCGGACUAAUGCACAAUUUUCCAGGCUUCUUAAAAUAUUUCCGAUAAGUAGAGUGGCAGUCCGGAGCACCUCGGAGAUUUAAAAAAGGCAAAUGCCAAUAGUAUAUUGAAGUAUGAUUUAUCAAGGUUUUACUGGGAGCAUGGUAGCCACCGUAACACGACAAAGAAAAUAGUAGGAGUCAGGGAGUACAGUAUUGCUGUAAAAUUGGAUCAUGUAUGGAAUUGGAGAACCAAAGUGACUAAGAAGAAAAGCCUUCUGGUGAAAUAAAAUUAUCUCACAGUAGUGUUGUCAUGGAAACUGAAGCUUACAGCUCUAUUACAGUACAUUCUAACACCUUUAAUUACAAUGUGACACCUGUAAGUACACAGUAUAUUGCUGACACUUUUUAGUGCAUUCUGAUAAAAUUAAGUACAUUCUGGCUUGCAUUUAUUACCCUUCAUUGCCUUUAUUACUCUUCAUUGCCUUUAAGUAAGUUCUGACACAUUUCAGAAUUAUUUUCAACAACUUUUCAGUCAUCUUUAUCACAAGCAAUCACCGAGCACUGCGUGCUUUGUGCCGGCUCGACUUAAGAUGACUAAAAUUUUAUAUAUGAACCCAUACUUUUAUCUUGCAUUUAUUUUUCUUGAAAUUAAAGAGUACAGUACAGUGCUGUAUAAUUUACAUUUACAUUUCCUGAUUUGAGACCAUGAGGAAGUGUAUACAGUAGUGUUACACAGUACAGUUUCUUUUAGUAGUCUGAAAGAAACAGAGAAUACCCAGAUUUGUCAUCCAGACAAAGUUUUUUUGACUAAUUAUGCAUAAUUUGAGGGUGCUGAAUCCAAAUCUGCCAGGUGCCAUCUUGUCACCCUUGGGGAAAAUAAAAUAUUCAAGACGGCAUCAAAAAUGGCUGCCAAAACAAUUGUGGGAGACAUUUUGCUUUCAUUCUUAAGAGAAAGUGAUGAUUUAGUGACUAAGUCUAAUAACAUACUCUGGAAACAGAAAUAUUCACUUAUGAUCUUAAUCUUAUAUACACUUAAAGGUUACUCCAUCUUAUUCCAGACUCUGUAAAGAUCCACAGUAUCAUAAAUUAUAGGACUUAUUUUUUUAAUAUAUAUAUGUACUCAAAUAUUUGAUAUUAAUCAACAGUCAUCAUUGCUUUCAUCAUCUUCCUCAUUAACUUCAAGAGUUGUCAUGGUUCUCUCAUUGUGCCACACAUUUUCUGCAUGUCAACAACAGAAAAUGGAGCAUGAUAGCAUGGCAGCAACACAACUAUGUCGAUCAGUUGAACAUGGCAGAUUGGUUGAACAGCUGCACUUGAUCAGUUUCUGGACACUGUCUGGUACUGGUGACACGUCUAAAGGCAAUGUAACUGGGAGCAGAAGAUUGGAUGCCUGAUCACUUGACCAUCUGUACUGCCUUGGGUCAUGGUUUGGUGGACCAACUUCUAAGGCUGUUCUCCAAAUCAUGGUCUGGUAGUGCACCCUAAGCACAUGUAGUUCAAAUGCUGCAGUUGUUGGAGGAAAGCAUCUCAGCUCCGGAGCUGAAGUCAGCCUUUUGUUGGACAUUUUAGAUGUCCAAACAUUAAAUCGUACAGUAGACAUAUCAUGGAUGACCUUCGAGUCAUAACAUGCUGCUACAAAUCUGGUGGCUUGAGAGACAACCUCUGUUAUCUCAGCAACAAUUUUCCCAAAUUUGUCAAAACGAUGACCAGAUUUCAAUGUCUGUAUGGCAGUAACCUUGUCAAUACCAUGGAGAUGAGCGAUGAUGUCACAUCCAGAAAGAGCGAGUGCUGCCAUUAUGUCAACAACAAGAUCCUUGUGCUUUUCAACUGUGGCCUUGAUAUCAAUGGUAGAUCUUGAUGGACUAGUCCCCUCUAUGAAUAUCUUGCAGGUUAACUUCUGCUAUUAGUAGUAGUGCAGCAGCAGUACAAACACAUGUGUGUCAUUGCAAAUGACUUUGAUGCAAUCAACACCACUUGGGGUAAGAAACAACACCUGUUUUGCUAUAUUCACAUCCACUUCUUCAAGAAGCGUUUUCAUGUGUGGUUUGCACAUGACAUUACCUAACUGAAUCUCUUUGGGUACUGAGUCUCGGCUAGUAGUGAUGAGCCUUCUAUCAUUCUGUAGAAGAAGCUCAGCAUUCUCCUGUAGAUACUGACAGACAAGAUCUAUCAGUUUCACUUUAUUAUCUUUUACUAUCAGCACAACUUUCUGAGAGGGUAGUUAGCAUCCGCUUGCAUUUUUUCCUGCUCUUGACAUCCUCAUUGCAUCUUUUAUACUGUUUGGGUAGUACCUUUCAAAGAUGAGAUAUACAUCAGUCUUUUGCAAUUUGUUGCUGAUGUGUGCAAUCAUGUUCUUGAUGAAGUUCUCAACUGUACCCCUGGAAAGCCAUGAGAUGAUCCAUAGGACAGCACAUCCAUCUACCACAGUUACUUCAGCUUGUUCAACGAAAUGAGAAGAAAGAUCCACUCCCAACAUUUUCUUCGAGGUGCCCUUACUCUUCGUUGUCCGCUUGUCACCAUUGUCUUCAAUUAAGGAAGGUGGCACUGAUGAUAAUUCAUACUGAAGAACAUCUUUGAUACUGAUGUCAUGAACUUACUGUAGAUACAGUACUCUUGAAAAGAUGAGGGUGGCAUCCAACACUCUGAAGGUCUUAUCUGUUCCUCGGUUUGCAGUUCUACAUUGCACAACCCUCCGCCAACGAUCUGGAUGACGUGGAUCUGGUUCUGAUUUGCAGUCACUACCACAAAAUAGACAGUGCUUCUUGAAAUGAAAUGCAUUAACUUCAGACUGCUUUAUCUUUUUUGAAGCAGGUUCCUCCACUGAAGUUUCUUGACUUUGCUUCAAGAGAUAUCUUUGUAUGUGAGUUCUAGACGUGUAGGUAGACACACAGUUUUUAUGAAAAUACACAAGGUGAGGACAUACUCAAAUCAUGCAAGCUAGUCUCUAAUUUUUCAUUCAGCCCAUCACCUUUAAGUCUACUAGCUACUAUAAUGCCAUGUAUUCUUGUUUGAGUACCAGUUACAAGCUUAGAAUUUUCUACACCACAUCUAAAUAUUGCUUGAAAGCAGCAUGCAGGGGAAUCAAAGGCAGCCAUCAUUCACAUAUUCUGAAAUGAAAGCCAUGCAUUAGUUAGUUGAGUCACCAUUGCCACAAACAUAAAAAUCAGUUAACCAAAAUAUUAAAUACAUAAUAUAUUUACUAAAUUAUCAUAUAGGCUCUAAUAGAAGAAGAAGAAUAUUAGUUUAAUUUUAAAUAAUGUCAGUUAGCAAAAAUAAUGCCAUUAUAUAUUGCUUUGAAGUUUAAAAAAGAAAACAAGGUAUGUACGGAAGCUAUUUUGGACGCCAUCUUAAAUGUGUCUAUAUUCCAGCAACAGAUUUCAAGCUACUUUUAUUACUUUCCUUGAGCCUGAAAACCAAAAUAUAGUUGUUCUUUGAUGCUUGGGGGUUGAAAUAUCAAACUUUAUGUAUUUGGUGGCUAUCUUGGAUGCCAUCUUGAAUAUUUUAUUUUCACCAAGGUUGACAAAGUGGCACCCAGCAGAUUUGGGUUCAGCACCCUCAAAUUAUGUAUAAUUAGUCAAAAAACACUGUCUGGAUGACAAAUCCGGGUUCAGCAUAAAUCUAGGGUUUGGCUGCUGGACUCUAGCCCUCUACUGCCACUUAGUAUGCUUGCUCUUCAGCGCUGUCUCUGGCUGCUCUUGCCCCUCUCUCUGGAAGUUUCUGUGUCCCAUGAUACACCUCAUGUACAAGUUGUUGGAGAGAAUGGAUGAUGGAUUUAUUAAUAGAUAUAUUGUCAAAAAAAUAUCACAAUUAAUUCACACUGAAAUGUUUCCGUUGUAGAUUCCACUAUUCUCCCAAUUUUUAUAUACAGUUUGUCACUUUCUCGUUCUUAGCAUUUUAAGUUUUGUUCGAUAAAUUUUGUUUUCCAUUUUGUAUCUUCAAUAAAUUUCACCAGGGAGUUAGAGCCAAUACUCAAGACCUUUGUACAGUAAGUGUAUUAGGAUGUGCUUCCAGUAUUCAUGUUAUUACUGAACUGUAUUGGUUGUACAGGGUAUACAGUAUUAGUACAAGAAUUAUUAUACAACUUUUAUAACCAUUAGAAUGAUACUCCUUUAUAUUUACAUAUUCAUACAAUAAUCUCCAUCUAAUUAUGGAACAUAAGCCAUUAAUUUAAGUUCUCUAUUUGUACCCCCCUACCAAUAGGAGAUUCAUACCAAAACGAAUCCGUACAAGAGUGUAGCGCCAUCAGCCAAGGUGCCUUCAAUUUAAUAUCUCUAUUCACGAUGUAUACUUUAUAGCGCAAUUAAGGGCGUAAAAAAUUGUGUGUGGGGGCUGCUUCAUAUUUGCUGUUUCAGACCUUUUCUGUUGCUCUUUUGCACCUUUUAUUGGACCCAAUGUUGACCCCAUUUCUUGAGGUGUUUAUUUCCUUUACUCUACCCCCCCUCACACACACACACACACACACACACACACACACACACACAUACAUACAUACAUACUGUACACAUAUGCUAAUAUGGAAGUACUGUACACAGGCAAUCCCAGUUUUUUUUAUUUAAUGUAUUCCUGAAAAUGUGUUAGUAAACCUGAUCAAUAAAUCACAUUGAAAGAAUUAUACUGUAUAAAUAUUUAAUUGGUCAACGGAUGCAGGUGAAAACCAUUUUUAUAAAUAAAAACGGUGAUAAAUACUGUUAUCAAAACAUAAAUGAAAAAAUUUAUAUAGAUUAUAAUAACACAUAAAAUACAGAAAUUAUAAGAAUUAAUUACUUGAAUAAAGCACAUUAUCAUAGGUCCAGCAUGACUGGCAUAUCAGAAGUGGUUAGAGGAGAGGUGAAGAGGCUGUAAUAGUUGGAGAGGGGAUGACUGAGCAAGACAGUGGAGGGGAAUUGGUAGGACACCCGGCUGUUAAUGUGUUUUCUACAUUCAAGUACAGCACUGUACUGCAUUAAAAUUUCUGCGUUUUGCUAUUCGGUUCCCUUAUGUUAAAAAAACCUGUUUAUAUGAGUGGAAAGACCAGAACUGUCAUAAAUGUAUACCGUAGUGUUUGAGGGAUAUUCUUAUGCUGGAUAUUCUGAAACUGAGGAUUGCCUGUAGAUACAGUAUCUCAUCCAAGGUGUUGACUGGUAAAAAUGGUUCUAACAAAUUAGUGCUAAUCAUUUACACUGUCUAGCUCAGGGGUGGGCAAUUAUUUUUUAUGGAGGGCCACUUCAUGAAUGGUGGCACACUUCGCGGGCCACAGUUAACAGCGACGAGCCAGUAUUGCUGCUAUGUCCACCCAACUUCCAAAAUUGUCCUUUCUGUAAUUAAUAAGAAUUGUUUUUUUUGAUUGCCAAAUGCAGUGGCGGGCCACAGAAAUAAUUUGGCGGGCCAAAUGUGGCCCGUGGGCCGUACAUUGCCCACCCCUGGUCUAGCUUAAUGUUGAUACGGAGCUUUAGCAGUUAUUUUUAAGUUGUUUUUAAAGCCGUGCCUCCUCAAUGUGCAGAUAAUUAUCACAAAACUGGCAAUUAUUGUAAAGUGUUUUAGAAAUUUUGCACCAUCCUUAGAACCUGCAUUUGAGUAUUACAGAGACACUGGCCAACCACAUACGACAAGCCUUCACACCAAACCACAAGUGUUAAAAAGUCCUUAAGACUGACUAAUGAUUACUAAAUCAUACUUCUUCCAGCAGUAAGCUCAGGGCAGAGAUUCAGGAUGGGUCACUCACAUAUAAACACAUUUAAUAACUGGUAACUGAAAAUUUAUAAGCAGAGUACACCUCUUCUUAUACAGCACUGCAGUUUUGGUGUCCAGAAAAGUAUAGUAUGACUUUGUUAUUUUAACUUUAAAGAGAUCACUGUCAGUAAUGGUUUUAAUUUUUUUCAAGUAGUGGAAGUUAUAGAUGUGUGAACAAGUGAGAAAAUCACUGCAUUUAAUUCUGGAUAUAAAGAUAAAUCCUUAUUUGGAUGUCCUUUUGACAAAGUGAAGUUGUAUGACACCAAAACUGGUUAAAUGAAGUCAGAAUAUUUUGCAGGAUUUGUAUGUUAUUAAUAUAGUCUUCAUCAGCUGCAUAUCUGACAUUUAUUUUUACAGGUGUUAUCUGGAGAAUAAUUACAGUCUUUGAAAAACAUAAGUGACUGGAAUGGAAUACAGUACAACAUUCAAAUAUGCAGGAAUAAAAUUAAAAAUUAAAUUCAUUGAUAUAAAUAAUAUACCUUGGUGUUAUGAAAUUCAGGUUGAAGAACUGAAAGUCAAUUGGUUUGAAGUGAACAGUAGCGGUGUUGUACAGUAUAUGUACUGUACAAUAUGUAGUGUUAAAACUAGUGUACUGAAACUGGAACUCUUAAUUAUAAGAGAAUUUUCAGGUGAGUUGAAUUCAGAGGAUGUCUUUGUAGGAAACAAUAAUCAAAAUAGAUUUUAGUUAUUGUAUUUUAAUUAAACUUGUUAUUUUAUUAUUCAUAUAUUACUAAGUAUAAGAUAUUGGGUUUGUUUCUACAUGUACAGGUAUUGAUGUAGAUGUAGCCAUUAACUUGUAAAAGUCCAUGGCAGAGGGAAGUUGUACUUUGUGGAUGGGAUGCCUCCCAUAGUGCCAUUAUUGUGUACAGAUUAUUAUUGUUGUACAAGUGUAAACAUUAUUCCAUACAAUUUGAUACUGUACAUGCUGAAGAGCUCUUAUCAUAACACACUUUGUUGUUGUGUUAGUGACAGGAUUAAAGGUUUGUGAUUAAUUGGUUGUAAAUACCAAGUUACAGAGUCUUGAAGUUUGCAGGAACAUUGAAACUUGGUACUGUACUGUGCUGUACUUUGCUGUACUGUACUGACUGCACAGUACUGUACUUUACUGUACUGUACUGUAGUGCCUUAGACUGUAACUGAAGGAAAGUGAGUGAUCCCACCAACCUAACUACAUUACAGUGGUCCCUCGGUUAACGAGCACAAUCCGUUCCAGCAGGUUGCUCGUUAACCAAAACCAUUGUUUCAAUGGGUUUUUGGGUAAUUGGUUCCAGCUCACCGAAAAUUGCCUAAA